Messenger RNA from Monopterus albus (swamp eel), 1800 nucleotides. It is a transcript of the gene ccdc36, whose product is annotated as coiled-coil domain containing 36. The coding region runs from base 104 to 1432 and encodes 442 amino acids. Lineage: Eukaryota; Metazoa; Chordata; Actinopteri; Synbranchiformes; Synbranchidae. The record is from RefSeq and is a predicted model, not a curated record. Gene Ontology annotation, biological process: meiotic DNA double-strand break formation; homologous chromosome pairing at meiosis; DNA recombination. The transcript is spliced from 8 exons. Gene Ontology annotation, cellular component: condensed nuclear chromosome.
GUUGGUAGGCCAUGUGGCGGGAUAUUUAAAGACUCGUGCGCAUACCAGCAGUUUUAACUGCCCCAUCUUCGCCACAGUCUCUUGUGAUCUGUAACCAGAAGCAAUGAAUCAUGCGAAGAACAUAAAAGAAAUGCUGAGCAUCCCAGCUGUUAGCAGAAAUGUGGCUACCAGCAGCUACUCCGGUUUCACAGACUCUCAAUUAUUUUUCGGGUCUCAGUUUUGGCUUGAAAAUUCUCAGGGCAUGUCUCAAGAUAUGAGUGUGUCAUCCAGGAACUCCCAACAUAGUUCACAAGAGGCAAGUGACCCAAAGUUUGUAAGCAGUUAUCACACUAAACCUCUCCUGUUUGGAAACUUGAAGGACAAAGCCAGAGCUUUUGGGAUACUUGAUAAAUUUGAAGAGGACAGGAAAAAGGCAAAAGAAAAAACUGACAGUUACACCUUUUGCUUUAACAGUGAUCUUUUAGCCAAAGAAUAUCAGCAUAUCAGAAAUUCUCUCAAUGAUAUCCAACAACUGCUUGCUGGCAGUGAGAAAAAUAUGAUUGUGUGCCAAACAGUCGCUGAGAAAUUUGACAUUUUUGCAUCAACAUUGCAAAAUAAUUUGAACAGUCUUCAGAGUGACAUGUCCCAGCAGUUCGAGACUUUGCUGAGUAAAAUUAACUCUCAGAAAGAGGUGUUGACAGAGCUGGAGAAGAGGGUGCAAAAGAGUGGUGAUGGUACAGCAGAACUUGGUUCAAACCUGCAAAGCUUAAAGAAUAGUCUGAGAGAGGAGCAGGAGAGGGAAAGAAACCUGCUUCAAGAGGCCAUAAAGAUGCUCAGCACUCUUGUCUCAGUGCCUUCAAUCAAACCCAGUCCUGAGAGAGUAAUGGAUAGUGCCAUCCAGACAUCACCAGAGCUGGAACAAUCACUCUCCAACAUCGUGCCUGAUAAUAAGCUUAAAGAUGCACAGUCUGUAUCUCCAUCAUACAGCCUUGUACAUGUUCAGGGUGAAGCUCAUCCUCAAGCUUCCAGACGCAUUGUAGGAAAGAGGAAGUUCACUCAGAGAGGCCAUAGGAGGGGCAAAAACAGACCACUGGUGCCCUCACAGAAAAGAAGGCACACUGUUUCAGAUGAAAACUGUCAACCUUGCAUGAACUGUGACAAAAAGCAGAAAGUUUCAAAACCUAUUCAUGAGCACAAGGUAGUCAGCUGUGGCAGUCUCAACCCAGACUGUGUGAUUCCACUGAAAAGGGAGACAAGGUCCAAUGAAACUGCGGGGUGUGUCAUCACCCCUCACGGCUGCUGGUCUCAGGACAGCAACAGCUCGGAUUGCCUUGAAGAAAUCAAACCCAUCUCAGCGGAGUCCAAGAUGAAGACCCCGGUGAAACCCGGUGGCCUCUGGCAGUUGUUUGACAUAAAGUGCAAUUCUGAUUUAGGCCUUUUAGAAGAUGAGUAAAGUACUCAGUGAAUUUGUUUUUUUACAUUUUGUGUAUUGAGGCAAACCCCAAAAUGUUUAAUUAUUAUAUUUAUAAUUAUUUGUGGACUAUAGUCUCUUAAUUGUUGUUGUUCACUUUGUUGACAGAAGAACUCACUGAUAAUCUCAUUUUUUUUAUCUGCAUGGGUGUAAAAAGGUACUAAUGACAAGUAAGUUAAGUUAGAGUAUUACACAUUAAAAGUUUUAAAUAUUUUUUUUUAUAGUUUUUAUUCUGCUGUUAUAAAAGGCAUUGUGACCGUUAAGCAUCUCUGCUGACUUUAAAAUUAACCUACUCAGUAUUAAUGCUGCUGACCCAUAUUGGAAAUAAACUGAAAGGCUUUGCAACCAAA